Messenger RNA from Folsomia candida, 1077 nucleotides. RefSeq names its product D-beta-hydroxybutyrate dehydrogenase. The transcript is spliced from 3 exons. The record is from RefSeq and is a predicted model, not a curated record. Lineage: Eukaryota; Metazoa; Arthropoda; Collembola; Entomobryomorpha; Isotomidae. The coding region runs from base 155 to 952 and encodes 265 amino acids. Gene Ontology annotation, molecular function: oxidoreductase activity.
AUUGCUGAUACAUUUGCCUGGUUGGAUUGGUGACACUGAUUUAAACAAGGAACCGGUUUCUGUUCUGUGACGAGUGGAAUUUGGUCCCACUUUUUCAAGUUUUUACAUUGUAAUCCAGCCCUCACGACACUACAGCCAACUAAAAAUACAAGUCAUGUCUGCUCUCCUCCUCUCCGGAAAAUCCGUCCUCGUCACCGGGUCCACGUCCGGAAUCGGUCUUGGGAUUGCGACCCAAUUCGCGAAAGCUGGCGCCACCCUGAUGGUGCACGGACUCGAAGGGGAGGAUCAGGUGGCACCCCUCCUCGCAAAACUGAGAUCAUUUUCCUCCCCAAAAGUGAGCUAUACUCAGGCUGACAUUUCUUCGGAGGCGGGCUGUUCGAAGCUCGUGUCUGAAACGGUGUCAAAACUUGGAAAUAAAUUGGACAUUUUAGUCAACAAUGCGGGUAUUCAGUACACCGCGAGGACGGAGGAUUAUCCUAGUGAGAGGUGGGAUGCAGUGAUGCGGAUUAAUUUGACGGCACCGUUCCUCCUCAGCAAGGCGGUGUUACCCGGGAUGUAUGACCGCGGGUGGGGACGGCUCGUGCAUAUCGGGUCGGCUCACAGCAUGCGGGGGUCAGUCAACAAGUCGGCGUAUUGCGCAUCAAAACAUGGAGUGUUAGGAAUGUCCCGAGCGAUCGCGCUAGAAUGUGCGGGAACGGGCGUGACCAGCAACACUAUUUGCCCUGGCUUUGCAGAGACGCCCCUCGUACUUAAGCAGGUCGAUAAGUUGGCAGAAGAGCGCGGAAUUUCGAAGGAGGCCGCCAAAAAUUUAUUCCUCCUGGACAAACAUCCCACCGCGGAAUUUGUCAAACCUGAAAAUCUUGGUGCAUUUGCGGUCUUCCUAUCCUCCGAGGCAGGCGGGCAGGUUAAUGGGGCUGCCCUCAGCAUGGACGUGGGAUGGACGACGAGAUAAAUCUUAGAAAUAAAAAUACCUAUUAAAUCAAAUAUGCAUUUAUACACACAUAAAAAUGACGGAUAUUUUUCGGGAGGAUUUUCAAAUAAAAUGCUAAUUAUGUGUACCAAUGGUCAUGCAACCUU